AUGGCGGCGUCCCUGGGACGAUUUGGAUAUGUUUCUCGUUGUGUUUUUUAUUUCAUUUUGACGGUCGAACUGUUCAGCGGUUACGGAUUCAGCUCGGACUUGCCGUGUGCCCAGAACUGUACCUGCACCGGAGAUUCAGUGGACUGUAGCAACCUGGAGCUGACAGCUACGCCUCUGGACCUUCCAGCCCGGACUGUUUCCUUAAAUCUUGGCCACAACAAGCUGACCACCAUCAGUGUUGAAGCCUUUGCCAACCUUCCCAACUUGAGAGAGCUGCGGCUGGACCACAAUGAACUGACCUCCAUACCAGAUUUAGGACAGGCUGCUUCCAAGAUUGUAUCGCUCUACCUACAUCACAAUAAGAUCCGUAGUAUUGAUGGCAGGCGGACCGGAGAGCUGGUGUCUGUAGAGACUUUGGACCUGAGCAAUAAUGACAUCACCGAGCUACGAGGGCACUGCUUUCCUGCUGGCAUCCGAAUCCGAGACCUGUAUUUGAGCAACAACAAGAUCAGCAUGUUAGAGCUCGGAGCUCUAGACCAUCUGGGCUCGACACUACAGGUCCUGAGACUGAGCCGAAACCGCAUCAGCCAGAUCCCCGUGAGAGCCUUCCAGCUCCCGAGGCUCACUCAGCUUGAGCUGAACAGAAACCGUAUUCGUCAGGUGGAGGGUCUGACCUUCCAGGGUCUGUCCAGCCUGGAGGUGCUCAAACUGCAAAGAAACAGCAUCAGCAAACUAACUGAUGGGGCCUUCUGGGACCUGGCAAAGAUGAAAGUCCUUCACCUGGACUACAACAGUCUGACAGAGGUGAACAGUGGCUCCUUGUACGGCCUGACUUCCCUUCAGCAGCUAUUCCUCAGUAACAACUCUAUAGCCCGCAUCAAUCCUGAUGGAUGGAAGUUCUGCCAGAAGCUGAGAGAACUCAAUCUGUCGUACAACAACUUGACUCGUCUGGAUGAAGGCAGCCUGGCUGUGCUGGGGGAUCUCCACACCCUCCGUCUGGGCCACAACUCCAUCAGCCACAUCACUGAAGGAGCUUUCAGAGGCCUCAAAGCUGUACGCGUCCUGGAGCUGGACCAUAACGACAUCUCAGGCACAAUAGAGGAUACCAAUGGGGCCUUCUCAGGAUUGGAUAGCCUCAACAAGCUGACUCUGUUUGGAAACAAGAUCAAGUCGGUGGCCAAGAAAGCCUUCUCUGGCCUGGAGACCCUGGAACACCUUAACUUGGGAGAGAAUGCUAUUCGUUCCAUUCAGCCCGAUGCCUUCAGUAAGAUGAAGAACCUCAAAUCCCUUCUCAUUCAGAGCGACAGCUUCCUUUGUGACUGCCAGCUCCACUGGAUGCCUGACUGGUUGGUGACACGUGGUUUGCAGGCCAGUGUCAAUGCCACCUGCGCCCACCCAGAGAGCCUUAAGGGCACCAGCAUUUUCCAGGCCCCGUCCAGCAGCUUUGUGUGUGACGACCUCCCAAAACCCCAGAUCACAGUACAACCAGAAACAACAGUGACGGUCCUUGGUAGCGACGUGCGUCUCACCUGUACAGCCGCGAGCAGCAGCUCCUCCCCCAUGACCUUUGCAUGGCGUAAGGACCAGGAACUGCUUCGACAUGCUGAGACAGAGAACUACGCCCACAUGCGAGCUCACCACCAAAGCGCAACAUCCGUUGCGCCUGGUGCAGGUGGAGGCGUGAUGGAGUACACAACCAUCCUGCACCUGAGGCAUGUCACCUUCGCACAUGAGGGCCGUUACCAGUGCAUCAUCACCAACCACUUUGGCUCCACGUACUCCAGCAAGGCCCGCCUGAUCGUCAAUGUUCUUCCAUCCUUCGUGAAGACUCCCAAGGACAGCACCAUCAGGACGGGCCACACAGCCAGGCUGGAAUGUGCCGCUGAGGGUCACCCGGCACCUCAGAUCGCCUGGCAGAAGGACGGCGGCACAGAUUUCCCCGCCGCCCGUGAGCGUCGAAUGCACGUCAUGCCUGACGACGAUGUGUUCUUCAUUAUGGAUGUAAAGCCGGAAGACAUGGGCGUGUACAGCUGCACUGCUAAAAACACAGCGGGCACAAUUUCUGCCAACGCCACCCUCACCGUGCUGGAAACUCCACACCUAGCCCAGGACCUGGAGGAUCGCAGCGUGGUGGUAGGGGACACGGUGGCCCUGCAAUGUAAGGCCCUGGGCAGUCCACCGCCCCGCAUUACCUGGCUACGCAACGACCAGCCCCUGCGCCCCUCCGACAGACACCACUUCACCCCGGGGAACCAGCUGCUGGUCAUCGGAUCCGCCGCGCUGGAGGACGCUGGCCGCUACACCUGCCUCAUGUCCAACACGCUGGGCACGGAGCGCGCUCACAGCCAGCUGGUGGUGAGGCAGAGCAGAAGCCCCUGCCCCUCGCCGUCGGGCCCCAGCACGGUCACUGUAGGGAUCAUCGUCAUCGCCGUGGUGACGAGUAUUGUGGUGACGUCGCUGGUGUGGGUGUGCAUCAUCUACCAGACCAGGAAGAAGAGUGAGGAGUGCAGUGUCACCAACACAGAUGAGACGAUAGUUCCUCCGGAUGUGCCCAGUUACCUCUCCUCCCAGGGCACUCUGUCCGAGCGGCAGGAUGUGUGUAUCCGCGUGGAGGCCGGCGGUGGACCUCAGCCCAACGGACACAUCGUAGACACCGCAGGUUUCGACGGCGCAGUAGUGUGUACGGAUUGUAUGGAGAACAGCAACAGCUACUCCAAAGAUCCCGACUAUCUGACGCACAGCUGUUGCCCUGCUGGAGGCAUGGAGUACCAACAGCACUCUGUUCCCCCACCUCACCCUCACUUUCACCCAGUGGAGCAUCAUGAACCAGGGUCGUACACAGCUCCGCUCUGCAACGGGACACCCAACGGGAUCCGGAAGGACAUUCAUGGAUCCACCUUCCCGAAAAACCACAAUACGUUACAAGUGAACCAACAUGAUAGAAAAGCGAGCAGAGGCGGACAGACGCCGGCGUGCUCUCCAUCACAGGAAGAGUCCUUCCACAAGCCGGUGAAGCUGGCCGGCGUGCCGAGCCACGGGCUCUCUGACACGGACUGUGAGCCUGAGCUCAGGCAGACUCUGCUGUCCAACGGACACACCCUCAGAGCCUCUCAGAAUGAGAGCGCCCCCCUAAGGAGAGCCAGCGACUAGCAGGCGCUGCGUCCAGCCCAAAACGUGGACUUGUAGUAGAUGGGUGAACUUUUUUUUUUUUUUGCACUGGGAAAUAAACUGCUACCUCAUAUCGAGGCGAUUGAUCCUGAGCCUCCUGGAUGUGGACUGACAGGCAGCGCUAGGAGGGGAAAAACACAGAGGGCAUCCGGAGUUUGAAGGCGGAGCUUGUGUGGGUGGCGUCCCAUCUGAGCGUAUCAGCUGUACAUAGUUAAAACCUUCCCUUGGGAGGUGACCAUAAAAAUUCUAGCUCCAAAAAAAUGUGACUUGCAUUUGAAGCAUGUAAAUGUAGGGAAUCUUGUACAGUGUAUGUAUGUGCAGGGGCAAAAAAGAGAAAUAUACCUUUGGACAUUUGACUGUACAUAAGAGUUUUCUUAUAUUAUAUAUUAUAUAACUUUUACAAAAGAGUAUUUGAAUUUAUGUGCAUGACAAAGAAAGGAGUGAUGGUAUUUUUAUUUUUCUUCAGAAAAACAGCCUUUUCAGCUUUUACCAACAUUCAGCUGCGGUGCCUUAUUGCAUGAUCAAAGAAAACUCAACUUGUAAUAACAUUUAUCAACAGACUUUUUGUGAGAGAUACUGGUACUCUCUUUAUAGCAAACAAAACAAAACACUUGAUUGCACUUGAAUGUUUUUUUCUUUUGACAAAUGCUGCCAACCAUGGCCUUACAGAAACAAAAUUCACACUUGUUAUUGUAUGAAGGAAGAGCUUUGAUGUCAAUUAUUUAGGUACAUCAGAUGUUUCAAGGUGGGAUAUUUGUUGGCGGUCAGUUAAAGCACUUUUUACACUCACUUCAUAAACACGCAGAUUGAGUACACGAUAUCUGCCAAUAGGAAUGCAGGAAUCUCCUCCGUGUGAGGAGACAUUCCACAUAUUUCCACACAAGUCGACAGUACGUACUGUAGCGUUAAGGCUCUUCCACCUGUUUCACAAUACUACAUGUUACUGCAAAGCUGCUCUGAGCUAGUUUGGUAGAAAAGAUUCUUCUCGUACUCAAGUUAGGUCCGUUAUUUGUCCAGGAGAGUGACUUUGGCACAAGUUUGCAACCCAAUGUGGACGAACAUCAGCUACCAGCUGUAAUUUGGAGCUGGAGUUGUAUCUUUCCAAAGCUGUAAAUGCUGGUAAUGUUCUCUCAGUAUGGACACAGGGACACCUGUCAUGAAAUCUACAGUUAUGUGUGCUCAAGCACCAACAUGUAAUUGGCCGAAUGCUAAAUUAAACAAUUCUUAUGCUUUGAAUUUAAUAAUAAUAAUUAAAAAAAAAAAAAAAAAAAAAAAGGAUGGAGAAUCAGGGAGAACGAUGUUGUAUUGUGUCAUUAUGUUACUGCUGUAAUGUGCCUCAAGAUCCACCGCUGUGCAUUCAGAAGCGAACGGCCAGUAUUCCACCUCUGUCACACCACCACGUGGUAACAGUAACUUUCUCAGCAUCACUACAGCCGAAUAACGUCUCAGGCUCCAGGUACCUGUAAAAGGUGCGGCUUGAUGCUGUGAACGGUGGGAAAGCUUGGGAAAUGUGCUCUAACCAAACUUGGAGGAAGGAUGAAGUCAGAUGCCCCCCCCCCCAACUGUCACAGUCCCUGCGUACUCUGGGUCUGUGAUUAGUCAAGGUAGUUACAUUGUCGAAUUUGUUUUCCCAGUGUGCCCUCGUCUGAACUGUGUUCUGAUACCGGUGGUCCUUAUCAAGGUAAGCUGGAAGGCACGCUCCUCGGGUGCUAUCAGGUGUAACCAAUCAGAGAUGAUUUUUACGAGCAAGACCAAUCAGAGAACCCUGGUGGAAAACCAAUCCCAGUGUAGCAGGUAAAAGGGACGGGAGGGAGUGCGGUGCAGUUCAUGUUCUGAGUAAUUUAUUGAAACAAACUGUCCGAAACCAUUGUACCAAUGUCAAAGCUAAAACAGUGAAGUGUCUAACAUGGCAUUGAAGUGUCUAAUAAAGUCACAUUUUGCUAUUAAGACAAGUGUUUCCCUGUGUUUCUGCCCUGUGUGGACACAUGAAAGGAUGUUUUUGUGACAACAGCAUCACAGACAGCUGAG
Molecule: messenger RNA, 5196 nt
Organism: Xiphias gladius (swordfish)
Lineage: Eukaryota; Metazoa; Chordata; Actinopteri; Istiophoriformes; Xiphiidae
Gene: lrig1
Product: leucine-rich repeats and immunoglobulin-like domains 1
Exons: 18
Coding region: 1-3150 (1049 amino acids)
Molecular function (GO): protein binding
Source: RefSeq, a predicted model, not a curated record